AUGGUCACACUAGGCGACGGCAGUAAGCAACGGUGGACGGUGCGAAGCUUCAGCGUUCUGCUGAUGUUUCUGCAGGUGCUGCACUCACAGAGCUCAAACGGUGGCCGCGUCGUCGCCGCACAGGAUGUGCCGUCAUCCGUUUCCUCCGAUGCGGCAGCCUCCGUGUCCGCAUCGUCCUCGCACGAUCCCGGCGCGGUGCUGAUGGAAGGGUUAAUGAUCGACGAGGAGGGGUCACUGUUCGCCAGUCCGCCCAUCGACGGUUACGGAGUGCUGAGCGAGGAGGCGGCCACAAAUCUGCUGUUUCAGCCAUGGAUGCUGAACUUUGCCGACCGUUCGAUCGGCGAUCCGCACAACCAGCUGGUGGUGCUGUAUAAUCGGCACAAAAACCGCAGCGUCUACCUUGGCUCGAUCGCGGGCAGCACGGCCGAGUUUUCGAGUUCGUACUUCAAGGAGAAGGUCAUUCCGCCCGGUGGCAACACGACCUUCAACGUGGUGUACCUGCCACGCAAACUGGGGCCGGCCGAGGGUUCGCUACUCAUUCACACCUCCUUCGGCAUGGUGCGGUAUCAGGUGCAGGGCGAGGGCAUCGAGUGCCCGUACCGGUUGCGGCCGUUGGUGGGCCUACAGGCGCCUCUCAACGCCACACUGUCGCCCGAGAUUACGCUCUACAAUCCGCACGAUACGCCCCUGCAGAUCGUCGAGAUCUACAGCAGUGGGGGAAACUUCCAGCUGGAACUGCCCAGCGGUGCGCAGGAGGGGCCACAGGCACUGUGGGAGAUACCUCCGCACAGUACGCGCACAGUGAUACGGGUUCGGUUCCACGCGCGAACCCCCGGCAACCAUAUCGCGUACGUGCGCAUCAAAAUCUCGGGCGGUGUUGCGGAACCAUCGCUAAUCGAUAAGAUGCUCGUGGUGCCGAUCGAGGUGGAGAUCUUCAAGGAGACGGGUCUGUACUCGCGCAUCCCGUUCCUCGAACUCGGGCUCACCUCCGCCGCGGCUGCUGGUUCGGCAGCCGCUGCUUCGGCCGUGGCGGUGGCCGCCGGUGCCGGGCUCACGGGAAGCAAUCGCAACUCGAGCACUUGGCUGAGCCUGGAUUUGUUCAACUCCGGCAGCCAACCGGUGAAGGUGAAGAGCUGGGGCGUCCAAGCGGACGACAUCGAGUCGGUGCUCUGCAUGCAUGUUCUGGUCGCCGAAGAGCGCACACUGCACGUCGAGUUCGACUGGUCGAAACUGUCGAGCGAUCGGCGGCUAAUCAGCGGCCGGAUACUGCUCAAUCUCGAACGAAUUUCGACGGCUCCGGACGGCGAACGGCUGCCGGAAGAUGACGAUCAGGAAUCCGACCGAUUCGAAGGCUCAAAGGAUGGCGAUCCGGCACUCAAAACGGCCACUCAAAUGCGCGGCUCGGGGGGCAGUAAAAUCGGUGUAGCUUAUGCGACAGAAGUCCCGCUCGACGAGACAGAGGAUGAUGACGAUGAACUCGAAGCAGAGCUAAUCGACGAUGGUGUCGAUGAGGUUAUGAGCGUACUCGCGAUUCCUUUCGCUGGCGAGGUGUUAAAGGGCAGCAUUCAGUACAAUGAGGAAGUGCUGCGGUUUCUGGUGCCGACAAACGAGGCGGACACUCCAGGUGGUGCGGGCACGCUGGCCGACGCUCAGCGUCCGCUCGUGAUCCGCAACCAGUUCCACGUGCCAUUGUCCAUCACGAACAUUAGUGUACCUGAAAACUGCUCGCGCUACUUCACGAUCGACGAUUUCGGGCCGAUCGUCCUGCAGCCGAACGAUGAGCGCACACUCCUCCGUAUCUCCCGUAAAUCGACGGUCAGCGGUGGUGGCCGGUGGCCAGAGGGUACGAUCUCCACGCACAUCCGGCUGACGACGAACAUCACCGACUACGAUCUUCCGGUGCUCGCUUACAGUGGCAAGCUGAAGCGCAUUCUGUCACCCGAGGUACGUGACGCCUCGUUGCUAACCGGACUUCCGGCCAGUGGUGGUGGGGUUGAUGUCGAAGACGAAGAGUUCGAGCUCGACUUUGCUGUGAUUCCGAUUGCGACCGAUUCUGAAGCGUUGGUUGCGUUCGUUAAUCCGAACCCCGUCCCGAUACCGAUCAUCCACUGGAAGGGUGCGAUCACGUCGGACGCGGCGGUCGGUGCUCCGACGAUCACCGUCAUCCUGCUGGGUUGCGGAGCGCUCCGGCUGGACGAGCUCGCUUUUUGCCACACGGUGCAGCCGGGCGAGUGGAUCGUCUAUCAGAUCAGCGUCCAGAGUGGCACGAUCGAUAACUACCACGGCCGGUUCACGGUGAAGACCGACUACGAGGAGAUCGUGACUCCGCUCCGCUUCACCACCGCCGUCGGUGACCUGCAUCUCAUGCGUCUACGCUUUGCCGAUUGUUUUCCGGGGAAACUGUGCUCCGUGCCACUGAUGGCCGCUUCCACGUUCCCGUCGAAGAUCCACAUCGAGAGCAUCCGGACGGAGGUGCCGGGCCUGAGUUACGAGUUCCUGUCGCCGGACAAGCAGCGCACGCUGCCCGCCAGCCAACCGGUGGUCCUCUACCCGGAGGCGAUGGCCACGAUCGGUCGGCUGCUGCUCGAUCCGAAGGCACUGUGUGGCACCGAGUGCUACAGUAGCUUCGAUCUGCUCUCGAAACCGUUCGGGGUGAAGUGGAUGGCGACGCUGGACAGCUACGAGCAGUACCGGCGCCUGGACAGCGACAAGCUGCUCGAGCAGCUGCAGCGUUACGCCGAAAUGCGCCAGCGAUUGACGAACGUCCAGUUUCAGGUGCUGGCCGAGGCCGCAAGCCGCAAGUUCGAGUUCAACGCAAGCGUCGAGCUGGCGUGGCCGAAGCUGCUCCACGAGAACGUCUUCUUCCCGACGCUGCAGGUCGAGCAGGAGGCGGUCAAGCUGAUCACGAUCACCAACCCGUCCGAUCAGAUCCUGUUCGUGCACCUGGUGCUGCACGACGUGGCCGUGCACGGGCCGGCCCCGGCCGUGGACGGUGGAACGCCGCUGCCGGCCGAGGUGCUCACGGCGUGCGCCAACUGCAGCCUCAGCGAGGAGCCCGUGUUCUCGUUCUUUCUCUUCGACACCGACGACAUUUACGUGAACUAUGUGAAACCGCAGUCGUUUCUGCCCAUCGCGGUAAAGUUUACAGCCCGUCAGCCCGGCACCUACUCGACCGUGCUGUACAUGCGCAACAACCUCACGCUAAUCGAUGCCGCCUGGAUACAGGCGCGGGCCGUGGUGCCGCAGUUCAAGUUUGGCAACCGGCGGCCGGGUUCACCGACCGCACUGCAGUUUGAGAUGACCGACAAGCACUUGCGGUUGUGCGGAAACGCGUACUACGACCAGCUGCAGCAGAGGUCAGAGGGCACCGGCACGCAUGGUGGCGGCCCUAUCAACAGCAGGAAAACGGAUGAGGCGGUACCCGUGCCGCCGCCGGUGGUAGCGGAGGGUGGUCCGCUGGAAGCGGGUGUAGAAACGCGGCGAACGUUUACGGCGCGCAAUUACGGAGAGGUACCGAUCAUGAUAUCCGGCAUCCGGAUCGAGGAAGCGCUCUGCGAAGGAUACGGCUUCAAGGUACUGGACUGCGCACCGUUCGAGCUGCCGCCGAACGCGAGUCGCAAAAUUGAGAUUGCGUUUGCGCCGGACUUUACGUUGGCGCGCGUGGUGCGGAUGCUCCACUUCGACACGAACAUCAACAACUUUCCGAUAAACUUCACGCUCCUCGGAACGGUUCCAAUGCGCGGCCUGGAGAUGUGUGGGCUGAGCUUGCAGCGACCGUGGUUCGAGGCGGUCUUCCGGAUGCUACUGAUGGUGGCCGUGACGGCCGCCAUGGCGGGCACGCUCGUGGCCGCAUUCCUCGACUCGAACCGGGUGCUGAGGAACCACUUUGUGAGCAUGACGCGCGAGAAGGGCCCGGUUCAGCCCCCACUCGAUCUACGGCAGAUCGCGUUGCAGCACUCAUCUGCCGCAGCCGGGGCAGCGGCCACGACGCCCCCCGUGGCGGAGGUGAAGGACUCGCAAGGAAGCGGAAACCAUCGAUCGUCUUCGGCGACGAUGGCGUCACGCAACAAUCGCAAAGUCGAUCGUAAAGGAAGUCUCCCGCAAACGCAACCGAAAGGUGGUGAUCGGGCGCAAAAUGGCACGGGUCCGACGCAUGGGCCGGCGGAGAGUACCGCCAAUCGGUUCACGCGUACCUGGACGGAGUUUACCGCCAAUCUGGGACGAAGUUCUGGCGCCGCGAAGCAACCGGAAGGAUCUAGGCCACAAACGGCGAACAAAAGCCGUCGCUCGAUCACGCCACCCAAGGAUAUGACCACCAAAGAGCGAUCGAAGCCAAACGCACACUCGGAAGAAGUUGGGGACGGUGCUUUGGGCACCGAAGCAUCAGCCACGGCGGCCGUGACAGCUGGGCGUACUACUAUUGGUGGACAGACGACGGCGGCGGUGGCGCUGGCGGCGCCGGUGCCGGUGCCGAGUGAGUCGAAGCAACCCACCAAAUCGACAUCAGUCGUCGUAACCAGUGACUUAACGGGCGCGCUUGAAUCAAAUUCAAAUGUCGCCAAACAGCAGCAGCAACAUCAUCAAACAUCGUCAUCACCGAGGACCUCCGUCAAAGAGGAGUGUUCGUCACUCGAGGCGAGUAGCGGAUCGUCAUCGUCGGUAUCGUCACUCUCGUCGUCAUCAUCUUCAUCUCCCUCGCCAACGACGAAGCAGCAGCAACAACAGCAGCCACAUUCGAGGCCAUUCCAACCGCCCACCGGCGGCGGGGCACCGAAAGCGAACGUGAAGAAGAUGAAGAGUCUCCCAGUCAGCUACGAAUCGGUGGUGGUCUCGUUGGCCACCGUUUUCGUCGGUACCAACACCAGCACGAGCGGCUCACCAGCAACAUCAUCGUCAUCAUCCGCAUCCACAUCCCAGUCUAGUCAAAAGCCAACGGUAACGGCAACCACGACACCCUGCUCAACGUCGCCAGCAUCGGCGGCCAUUGCCCUACCGAAGGAAUCUUCAUCAUCCCGUUCGCAGACAAGUGACGACGGCAGUAGCGGUGGCGGUGGAACCAAGUGUCGCAGUGGACCGGCUGCCAGUGGAAAGCAAACGCAAUCGGGAGGAUCUCGUGGAGCAACCAGUACCGGCACCGGAAAUACCAGGAGCGUAGAGCUGCUUGUCAGCGGUAAGGCGAGCGACAAACUUGCCUUCCUUCUGACGUCCGAUGCCGGUGCUUACGUGGAGAAGGAAAACAACAAUCCUGGUGGCAACGUAAUCCUGCCCGCUGUAGGUGGAACUCUCAGUAGCGGUAUCAAUGGCCAGAUUGAAGCUGUCCAACAGCAGCAGCAGGCUGCGGCGAAAAAGUUCAGCAAAACUCCGGGCCGCGAGCGAAAGUCCAACCAGGGCAAGAAAGGAGCGAACGGUGGUAAACAGGGUGCCGGGCAGCAGUACAAGGGCACCGCUCUUCAGUUCAGCUCCCCGACUCAGCAGCAGCACAAAUCCUCCACACUCGGAACGAUCCUGCAAAAUGCUUCGAUCCCGUUACCAGCGGCGGCGGCGGCGGCCAGCACUUCAUCAACGGUUUGGGGAGAAAAUUGCGCUCGCUUCAGUGAUGUCGUUGCUCAAAUGCCGAACGCGAAGCCCGCUUCGAUUGCGAACGGUGGUUUCGGAAUGGAUGUAUUUGCUCCAGUGUCAGGCGCUGCUUCGGGACAGGCACGGCUAAGUCAAGCCAAUCUUAAAGCGCUUGGCAAUACCUUUGGAACGGGUGGUUCGAACAUUAUGACAACGUCCGCCGGUGGUGGAGCUCCUCGCAAACACGCCCUCCAGGACUCGUCUAAUCGGUAUGAAUCAGUUACAUCGAAAGACGAAAGCUACAAGUCGGUGGGUAAAGGACACUCUGUGCCAGCCCCGUUCGUCACCACAGCAACGGCUAACUUGGGCCCGAUCGGAACUUCGAAGAAAUCACCGACUGGCAGCGUCACCGAUAGUGGUACCGAUGCCGAUGGCAUUGGAUUCGGUGCUGGCCUAGGAAACACCGGUGUGACAAAGUGCUGGGAACCAUUCGGUGGACAUGUCAUACAUCGUCCGGGACAGCUGCCCACAGCCAUGGGAGGCGACUCUUCUUGCAUUGCAGGCACAGGCAGCCAACAGUCAGACAGUUUCUUUUCGCAAUCAUUUGCCGAUCUACACCACACGCAGACGGACCAGAGCGAUCACUUCCGAGGAGUUUCAUCGUCUGUGGCCGGCACAGCCACUUCAACACCGUCCAUGGUGCAGCCGCAUAAUCGUGGUUCGCUACUGGCGGCCCACAUCGGUAGCGGAGUUCUGGGAAACGAUUUUGUUGGAAACCGAAACGCAUCACUAUCGAUGCAUCAACAACAGCAGCAACAGCAAGACUGGAACAGCACCGGGGCCAGUAUCGAAGGUGUUCCAAUGAAUUGGCCCUUAUCGUCCGCGCACAAAUCGAAUCAAUCAUCCACGACGGCAGGGCUGCUCGAAUGGGGAGCUUCCGCUUCCGAUGUUUGGAACAAUCUGGCCGCUCAAACUCAGUACCAACAGCCGCACCAGCAACAGUUUGACGUUGCUUCGUCGAUGCAUUAUCCACCGGCACUCGUUGCUGCUGCGGCCGCACACGCCUCCGCCAAUCGUUUGCUGCAACUCCAACAAGCCGCUUCACUGGCAACCGACGGUCUGGGGCAUGGUGCAUGUCUGACCGACGCUUGGUACGCAACGCAGUCAGCAAUCGCUCCACCGCCCGGUUUCUCCAACCUACUGUCCGUGGGUGGGCCGGCAAACGCCAUCGGUGGCAUGGCGCACCUUCAGCAACAAUUACAGCAGCAGCAGCAGCAACAACAUCCACAUCAGUUGCUUCUUCCACAUCAGAACCACAACAGCAACAACCACCACCAUCAUCACAGCCAGCAGCAUCAGCAGCAGUUACUGCGUCAGCUAUCGUCCGAUGAGGCAACAUCAACCGCCGUCAGUGGCGGCUCUUCGGGAGGACCAUCGUCACCGACCGUUCCUAGCACCGCUGUGGGCGGUGGUGCUGCAUCAUCAUCAUCCUCCUGCUCAUCAUCCGGCGCCUCGUCUUCGUCGUCUUCGUCCGCAUCGUCGAUCGUAACCUCCACGUACGAUCCCUAUCAACUCGCUUCGAUCUGGGCUUCGGCUAGCAAUAGCGAUCCAUGGGCAGCGGCAGCCAAGAAGCAGUAGAAUCAAAAUAGAAUGGCUCGCGAUUGCACUAGUGGCUCACUGGCCUUUCGGCCUAGAGAGUGCUUUACAAGUAAUGAUAUUUUUGUCCGGAAAGGCCUCUUUUGCGGUCUAUUCCCUUCAUGGAUUGGUCCAUCCAUUUUAUCUGCUUAUCUGUUUUCUCUCUUUGCUCUUUUCACCUCCCGAACGUUUCAGUUUGAAAUCAUGUUCAAUAACCAUUGGCAAAGUAUGGAUAAAACCGUUACUCUUAUAAGGUUUCCCUUUUAAAAAUUAGAUUAUCGUUUGCACCGGAAGCGCACGAGCGUAAAACUUGGGAAUUUUUGGAAUCGUUUUUGCCAGAAAGUACGAAAAUUUUUGCCAUUGCAGCGAGCGGUGCGAUGGAAUUGAAUUGAAUUGAACCUUCUCCUGGGAAUGGUUGGCGCGAACGUUUAAAUCACUAUCAACUCGCUUGCGUUUUAGAAAUAAUUUUUUAAUACUCUACCACCAUGUGGGUUCAGAAGCUUCCGGUGGGUAGCGCAUGGGUUUUCGUGAGUCCGGUGCAGUAAUGUUAGUUUUUUUCUUCUUUUUCUCUUUAUCAUUAUCGCUUAAUUAACAUUUGUUCUCACUUUGUUUAGUAGCUGCAAGCUGCUGUGGAAUAAUUCACAUAACGUUUCCAUCUAUUUCCUUUCCGCUAAAACUUUUACUUAGUUUACUGUUGUUUCACUAUCUAUUUUUACCUUUGGAUUUGAUUGGACUAGAAAUGAAUAUUCGCACCUUUUUGUCGAUUGGCGCGCACCCACUUUGCCGAUUUGAUGAUUGGGUGGAAACCGCCCCAGGCAACACAGGGCCUUGGCGUGGCGUCCGAUGAUGCAUCACCAAAAGUAGCCGGAGCUUCUGUGGUAUUCCUUUUCGCUGCCUUUUCACACUAUGGCUAUGUAGCACCGAUAACUAUCACUGCGCACUCUACGCGCCGAACGCAUGCACACCGAGAAAUGUGAUCUUUGCAUGACAAACGAACCUAAUAUCAUCCGGCUGGAGUGCAACAACGUAAAUGCAAGAAACGCACACUAUUUAUUCGUAAAAGGCUUAAGAGGUUACAAAAGAAGGCGAACACACUAAGCGAAGGCAAACCAAAAAACCCGGAUAUAGCGGCGAAGUGAACAGUGGAACUAUUUACUCUCCCGCAAACGUGACGCAGAUGUGCCUGUUGGUUGACUAAGGGUGCGAUGCGAAAACAAGUAUGAAAUCAAUAAACCACAAGAAAUAUAAUUAUACCAAUAUAAUACACACAGUACACACGCGCGCAACUAUGCGUAGCGGUGAAACAGAAAACAGGCAAAACACCCCGGAACUCCCGAUGAUGAACGAUGCUGCGAUUAAAGGAUGAUUACUCUAACGGACGAAUGUAAACUCGGAACGUGGGAGACAAACUAAUCCACUCUACAAGGUUGACGCGCGCCUGUGUCCAUUGUGGAUGGUUGCUCCUCGAUCUUAUGCUAAGAAAAGCAGGAAUUUCUGAUGAUGAACACCGAAUGAGAAGAAACUUUGAAUAAUGAUGAAAUAAAACACAACACACACAGAGUGAA
Molecule: messenger RNA, 8756 nt
Organism: Anopheles bellator
Lineage: Eukaryota; Metazoa; Arthropoda; Insecta; Diptera; Culicidae
Gene: Tmem131
Product: transmembrane protein 131 homolog
Exons: 3
Coding region: 1-7194 (2397 amino acids)
Cellular component (GO): membrane
Source: RefSeq, a predicted model, not a curated record